UGUGAACGACAAGGCCCAGGAUGCGCCGCGCCCGCCGAGGAGCCAACGGGGAACUACAAGUCCCAGGAUGCCCGGCGGCGGCGGCGGGGGGUGGGUGAGCGUCUCCGGGCUGCUCCCACUCCCCGCGUGGUGCGGGGGUGGGAGACGGAAACGGCACCGCGGAGUCGGAAGGGGGAAUGAGGUGGUGGACGUUGGGAUACCAUGAUGGAUAACCGCUUUGCUACAGCUCUAGUAAUUGCCUGCGUGCUCUGCCUCAUUUCCACCAUUUAUAUGGCAGCCUCAAUUGGUACAGAUUUCUGGUAUGAGUACCAUAGCCCAGUCGGAAAUGCCAGCGAACUUGGCAGGAGUAUUUUGGAGGAAUUCAUCAGUAUGGACGCAGAUGAGAAGACUUAUACAGAUGCACUGUUCCGGUGCAAUGGCACAGUUGGAUUGUGGCGGAGAUGUAUCACUGUUCCCAAAAACUCUCACUGGUACAGCCCACCAGAAACUGAUAUGGUCAGAAGCUGCAUCAGUUUUUCCCUCUCUGAUCAAUUUGCGGAGAAGUACAUGGAGCCUGGGAACCACAAUAGUGGUAGUGACCUGAACCGGACCUAUCUUUGGCGUUUGCAGUUCCUCCUGCCAUUCGUCAGCCUAGGGCUAAUGUGCUUUGGGGCUUUGAUUGGCCUUUGUGCUUGUGCCUGUCGAAGCCUCUACCCUGCCAUUGCCAUAGGAGUCCUACAUUUCCUUGCAGGUCUGUGUACGCUGGGCUCAGUCAGCUGCUACGUAGCUGGAAUUGAGCUGCUCCACAAGAAGCUGCACCCACCUGAUGAUGUGCAGGGUGAAUUUGGCUGGUCCUUCUGCCUGGCUUGUGUAUCUGCUCCUUUACAGUUUAUGGCAGCUGCUCUCUUCAUCUGGGCAGCCCGCACCAACAGGAAGGAAUUCACGCUCUUGAAAGCGUACCGUGUAGCAUAAAUAGGACACUUCAUUCAUGGCCAGUUGCUGCUUCACAGUAUUUUGUUUCAAUAUUAUAGGCCUUUUCCCAUUUGUACCCCAUCCUUCUUUUGGUCAGGUAUCUGCUCCAUGCACUGCAUGCUUCUUGCCAGUUGAGUUUCAGUGGUCUGCAGGUUUUGAAAACAAAGGCCUCUGGGCCAAACUUGAACAGCUUUCUCUUGCCAGAAGUCUGCAGAAUUUUAACAGACUUUUAUUAUAUAAUUUAAAAAAAAAAAACUUGUUUGUGGAAAUAGUCUUAAGAGCUCAUCCCCCUUUUUAAUUAUAUUACCCUAACUGGACACUUACAUCUAAAUCUGAUCUGAAAAAACAGGAGAGGCAUUGUGGGGCAGAGGCGGAAUAGGGGAAGAAAAGAGGGAGACACAGGAGAAGAAUGAGAGAACUGCAGAGUGUGAA
This is a messenger RNA of Mauremys reevesii (Reeves's turtle), 1383 nucleotides long. It is a transcript of the gene CLDND1, whose product is annotated as claudin domain containing 1. The record is from RefSeq and is a predicted model, not a curated record. The transcript is spliced from 5 exons. Bases 202 to 951 code for a protein of 249 amino acids. Lineage: Eukaryota; Metazoa; Chordata; Testudines; Geoemydidae. Gene Ontology annotation, cellular component: membrane.